Messenger RNA from Cryptomeria japonica (Japanese cedar), 2595 nucleotides. RefSeq names its product CO(2)-response secreted protease. The record is from RefSeq and is a predicted model, not a curated record. The transcript is spliced from 11 exons. Lineage: Eukaryota; Viridiplantae; Streptophyta; Pinopsida; Cupressales; Cupressaceae. Bases 220 to 2484 code for a protein of 754 amino acids. Gene Ontology annotation, biological process: proteolysis. Gene Ontology annotation, molecular function: serine-type endopeptidase activity.
ACUCGUUUCCCUGUGGGUCCUCCUCUUCUUAGUGCUCAUCAUGACAGACAUUAGAAAAAAAGGAAACUAGUCACUUUUUUCUUACUGCCCACUGUCGCCAACACAUUCAUGGAACUUUGCUCAAAUCUGUAUUUAUUUUGCUCUGAUUGGGGUGGAGAAGAAUAAUUUAGUUAUAGCAAGGAUCUGUAACGUAGCUCUGAGAAGUCUCAAAAGAUUUAGAUGAUGUUUAUUAGAAUUAUAAUUCUUCUUACGGUCACCUUACUUUCAGAUCCCCUGUUCUGCAAGACAAAUGCAGAGGAUGGACAGAUGUACAUUGUUUACAUGGGGAGCUCUGAGAAUGGCCGAGAAAGAGAAUCCAUAGUAGCUAGCCAUGUGGAACUGCUAUCUUCUGUCCUGGGAAGUGAGGACGAUGCACAGUUGUCGCUUGUUUAUAGCUAUACCCAUGCUUUCACAGGAUUCUCUGCAGUUAUGUCCAAGGAGGUAGCUGCUGCCAUGUCUGGGAAACCUGGAGUAGUAUCCGUGUUCCCUGAUCCAGUCUUUGAGCUCCACACAACCCACUCAUGGGACUUCCUGCAGACUCAGUCUGGCGUAUCCGCGCCCUCUUAUACUGUUUCUGGUGAUACCAUCAUCGGCAUGCUUGAUACAGGCAUAUGGCCUGAAUCGGAGAGUUUCAGCGAUGGCGGGAUAGGACCAGUUCCAUCUCGGUGGAAGGGCGAAUGCAUGGGAGGACAGGAUUUUACAUGCAAUAGGAAAAUUAUAGGCGCACGCUUCUACAAGGGGGGUCGCUCCGCCCGGGAUUCCCAAGGCCAUGGAACUCACACGGCGUCGACAGCAGGAGGGUCCCUUGUCGACCACGCUAAUUAUUACGGCCUUGCUGCCGGAACUGCAAAAGGCGGAUCCCCCUCCUCCAGAAUUGCAGUUUAUAAAGUGUGCUCUGAGGAAGGAUGCCUCGGCUCUGACAUUCUUGCCGGGCUAGACGACGCCAUUAAUGAUGGAGUCGACGUUAUAUCUGUUUCACUCGGAUCCGCUUCGGUCUUCCAAUUGGAUUUCCCCAACGAUCCCAUCGCCAUAGGAGCAUUCCACGCUGCUCAGAAAGGAAUUCUGGUGGUCUGUUCCGCAGGAAAUGAUGGCCCUGAUUCAUACUCCAUCGUUAAUACUGCUCCCUGGAUUUUGACAGUGGCUGCAACUACUAUUGAUAGAGAUUUUCAAUCCGACAUAGUUUUGGGAAAUGGGAAAGUAUUCAAAGGGGAAGCUAUCAAUUUUUCCAAUCUUAGCCGCUCCGCCUUGUAUCCUCUUGUCUUUGGAGGAGAUAUUGCUUCCAAUGUGAGCUCCAGUGAUGAUGCAAGCAAUUGUUACCCUGGAUCUCUGGACCCAGAAAAGGCCAAGGGUAAGAUUGUAGUAUGUUCAGAUGGGUACACUAUCUCUAAACGAAUGAAGAAAGCUGCAGUGCAAAGCUCACAAGGCAGAGGAAUGAUUGUGGUGGACGAUUUGGGAAGAUCUGUGGCUUCAAACUACGGCACAUUUCCUUCAUCUGCGGUCAGUAGUGAAGAUGGAGACGAGAUUCUCUCUUACAUAAAAUUAACAAGCAAUCCAGUAGCAACAAUUCUUAGAACUGUUGCAGUCACAAACUAUAAACCUGCCCCCAAGGUUGCAUAUUUUUCUUCGAGAGGUCCUGGUCCACUUACUGAGAACAUACUCAAGCCAGAUAUCAGUGCACCCGGUGUGAACAUACUUGCAGCUUGGGUUCCAAACAACCAGUCUGCUGACGUUCCCAGUGGUACAAAGCCCGCCUAUUAUGUAUUUGAAUCGGGAACAUCCAUGUCCUGUCCUCAUGUCAGCGGCACAGUUGCUUUUCUCAAAUCUGUCCACCCUUCAUGGAGCGUCGCUGCCAUUAGGUCUGCCCUCAUCACUACAGCCACGAGUGUGAACAACGAGGGGAAGGCGAUGACGAACGAUUCAAACAUCGUUGCUUCUCCAUUGGAUUUCGGAGCGGGAGAAAUGAGCCCCGUUAGAGCACUGAAUCCGGGACUGGUGUACGAGACGAGCGGUGAAGACUACGUUCUGUUUCUGUGCUAUUUGGGGUACAAGCCAUCAGAUAUCAGCGCAAUGGCUGGCAGCAGCUAUAAUGGGUCGUUGUCAAAGUGCCCGGCGGAGCCACGGCCGGAAAUGGUGAGCAACAUCAAUUAUCCGACCAUCGCCAUUGCCAAUCUGAGCUCCACGUCAUCGGUGAGCAUCAGCAGGACAGUCACGAACGUGGGAUCCAACUCAGACGCCGUCUACAUGGUCACCGUGGAUUCUCCACGUGGAUUAGACGUGAAAGUGUCGCCUAACAAACUUGUUUUCUCGCCCACAUCCACCAAAGUCACUUUCCACGUCGUUUUCACUGCCACGCAGGCGGCCACAAAGGGUUAUGCCUUCGGCUCCAUCACGUGGGAAGAUGGGGCCCACACUGUCCGGACUCCCUUUGCUGUCAAUGUCUCGUAAAAGAGAGAGUUCACAAGGUCAAGACUGCUUGUUGCCCUUUUCUCUCUCCAUCUUCUCAAUCACUUUCCUAGUCUUUUGUUCAUCAAUUUAGAUUUAAGUAUUUUGGUCCAA